Arxiozyma heterogenica is the source of this 2022-nucleotide messenger RNA. It is a transcript of the gene SSN3, whose product is annotated as cyclin-dependent serine/threonine protein kinase SSN3. Gene Ontology annotation, biological process: protein phosphorylation. The transcript has a single exon. Gene Ontology annotation, cellular component: mediator complex; nucleus. The coding region runs from base 1 to 2022 and encodes 673 amino acids. NCBI's taxonomy places the organism in Eukaryota, Fungi, Ascomycota, Saccharomycetes, Saccharomycetales, Saccharomycetaceae. Gene Ontology annotation, molecular function: cyclin-dependent protein serine/threonine kinase activity; ATP binding. The record is from RefSeq and is a predicted model, not a curated record.
AUGUAUAAUAAUAAUAACCAAAGAUCGUCCAAUACAUAUCAACGACACUCUCAAGGGUUCAAUGGAAUUACCUCUCAACAAUAUUCAAGCAGACAACACCAUUAUCCAAUGUAUCAAAAUUUACAACAAAAUUUAAGUAAUAGAGAUACUUGGCAAAAUCAUACACAGUCACAACUGUUAAGUAAAAAACAAAUAGGUAAUACUACUGUCCAUGGUAGAAAUCCAAUGUUAAUGGCUAAUAAUGACGUUUUCACAAUUGGACCGUACAAAUCAAGAAAAGACAGUGCAAGGGUUUCUGUUUUGGAGAAAUUUGAAAUUAUUGGUUAUAUUGCAGCUGGGACCUAUGGGAAAGUUUAUAAAGCUAAAAGUCGUGAAGUGGUAAAUCCUAGUUUAAAGGACACCGUUGAUAAUAUAAAUAAACCAAGAACUGCUGAUAUUUUAGUAAAUUCAAGGAGAGAUGCAGAUAAUAAGAUUCACCAUCAAGCAUCGAACAUUAUUAACAAUGGUAUUAGUGGUAAUAUAAUACAACAGCAACAAUACAGAAUUGCUCAAAAUUCAGAGCUAAAUACUAGCAAUAAUAAUAAUGAUAAAAAUGAUAAAAACAGCGGUAAUGCAAGCCGAAUAAAUAUAAAAACUUCUGGAAAAAGCAUACCUGCUUCUGGUAAUACUUCUACACAUGCUGGAGCAAGUAAUAUUAAUAAUAGCAGUAAUAAUAAUAACAAUAAUAUUAUGCGAUCCACAAAUAGUCAUGCUAAUUCAAAUUUAGAAAACACUUCAAAAAAAGAUAAUUCUAGUGUUACUGGCAAUGGCACGCAUGUAGUGAUAUUAAAACCUGGGACAUCUAAUGGAAAAAAGGAUCAAUCAAUCUUUUAUGCCAUUAAGAAGUUUAAAAGUGAAAAGGAGGGUGUUGAACAAGUACAUUAUAUUGGAAUAUCACAGAGUGCUUGUAGAGAGAUGGCUUUAUGUAGAGAACUUGAUAAUAAACAUUUAACUAAAUUAGUGGAAAUUUUUUUAGAAAGGAAAAAUAUUUAUUUAGUUUACGAAUAUGCAGAACAUGACUUAUUACAAAUUAUUCAUUAUCACUCUCAUCCAAAGAAAAGAUUGAUAUCAACAAAAAUGAUAAAGUCUAUUAUGUGGCAAAUAUUGGAUGGUGUGUCUUUUCUACAUCAAAACUGGAUUAUUCAUAGAGAUUUGAAACCUGCUAACAUUAUGGUUACUGCAAAUGGUUGUGUUAAGAUCGGUGAUUUGGGUUUAGCAAGAAAAUUUUCAAACCUUUUACAGACAUUAUAUACAGGUGAUAAAGUAGUUGUGACUAUUUGGUAUAGAGCACCAGAAUUGUUACUUGGAGCUAGACAUUAUACACCUGCAAUAGACGUAUGGGCGAUUGGAUGUAUAUUUGCUGAAUUAAUGGGGUUACAACCUCUAUUCAAAGGAGAAGAAGCUAAAAUGGAUUCUAAGAAAGGUGUACCAUUUCAAUCUAAUCAAAUGCAAAAAAUAUUGGAAGUUCUUGGGACACCAAGCUCUAAGAUCUGGAAAAAUUUACACAAGUACCCAGAAUAUGAAAAUCUGGCUAAAUUUCCAAAGUAUAGAGAAAAUUUAGCUGCGUGGUAUCAUUCAACUGGUGGAAGAGAUAGUCAAGGGUUAGAUUUACUUCGUAGAUUACUUGCUUAUGAUCCCAUAGCGAGGAUCGAUGCGAUUGUCGCCUUAGAUCAUGGUUAUUUUACCAACAGUGAUAGUCCUGUUAGUGAAAAUAUAUUUGAAGGUUUGAAUUAUCACUAUCCUGCAAGAAGAAUUCAUACAGAAGAUAAUGAUAUCAUGAAUGUUGGACGUUCUCACAAAUCUAGGAACAUAGGUUCGCAAUCUCAGAUGAUGGCUCAUGGUGGUAAUAACACAACAUUAGGUGGUUUGGGUGUAAAUAGAAGGAUCUUGGCUGCGGCUGCAGCUGCAGCCGCAGCUGUGUCAAGUGGAUCAUUACCAUUAGGAUCUAGAGUUUCUGAACCUUCAAGAAAGAAAAGACGUUAA